AUGAUCAUCGCCCACCGCAUCGGUCCCAGUUCCAAACAGCGGCAACACAACGACACCAUGGCUGACGCUUCUACGGACCAAGGAGGAGACGGGGGCACGGAAUCCAAAAACUAUUCUCGGACCCCAACCUCGUGGGACCAGCUGGAUGACAUUUUGUUGAUGCAUUUGAAAGACCAGCAAAAGUUGGGGUGGAAAGAGAUCGCCAGUAACUUCCACAACAGAACUCCCAACGCCUGUCAAUUCAGAUGGCGGCGGCUCAAGCUGGGCAACCUUAAGAAUCCGCCGAAACUGGCGUCUCCAGGACAUAAUCCACCUUCGACGUCAACUGGGUCCUCGGUCAAACGACAACGAAAGAACAAAGACGACUUUUCCACGGCUUCUCCGUUCUCCCCGGUGGCUCUGGCCACUUUUACAGGCUACGACAACAAUAUCUCGUCGGCAUUGGCCGGUCUAAACGCACUUUCCCACACUACCAGUCCGAUGCCUCCAGCAUUCGAGUCGACGUCGUCAGACUUUGAGCCAGUGACCGCCCGAAUUGAACCCAAUCUCGACCCCCAGCUGUCUCAGGGAGCCUCGAGCAACGGCGGCGGAUACUAUGCCGAAAUCCUGGUCGAUCCCACCAUGAAUCUCCCUCAUAACCAGCCGGGCCAUCCUCCGGCUCUCACGCCUCGAAACUCAACCUCGCAACAGGGCCACCAUAGCCGGUCCAAUUCCACCCUGGCGGUGCCUGUGCACAACAACUCCAUCAUCCAGAUCAUCAAGGACGACCGCAACUCGAUUCUGUCAUCGCGGUCACUGGUCCUGUCGCUUCCUUCCAAGUCGAUGACAUUCCCGCAUCACCGUCUGAACUCGCUAGCCCACAUGCCGGUGCUUUUUGGCGGCACCAGCGUCUCUGGACCGUCUCGGAACCCGAGUGUGAGCGCUCCUACUACCGUUCCAAGUUUGCGCAAUGGCAGUGUUUCCGGUGGUUCGGGCUACUUUAGUCGGUCCGGUUCGGUGGUAAUUCCUCAUGCCACCGACGAAAAGGAAAAGAAAAAGAAGACCCCCAAAAAGGACUCUUCCGACCCCAAGACUACCCCGAAAAAAACAAAGUCCUCCAAGUCCAUGCUUCAUAUUCCAUGGCUGAUAGAAGAGGACGAGCUUCUUGUGAACCGCCGGAAUCGAGAACUUUCGUUUGCUGAGCUCCUGAUACUUCUUCCACAGCGUACCGAGGGCGAGAUCUGGACCCGAAUAGACUACUUGGAGCGCCUCAGAAACGGACUGCGUUCUUCUCCUCGCACAGGUGGACGGCGACGCCAAUCGUCUAUUGGCCUCGACGAUGUGGACGAUUUCUACGCUGGUGUGGAAGAUGUCAUCGAAACAGACAGCGACGACGAUGUGCUUGUGGAUGUGGAGACGAUAGAGAGAGCAAAACGCAAGCGGCGAACGUCGUCGUCGGUGAACCCAUUGACUAUGAAAUGA
Molecule: messenger RNA, 1461 nt
Organism: Meyerozyma guilliermondii ATCC 6260
Lineage: Eukaryota; Fungi; Ascomycota; Pichiomycetes; Serinales; Debaryomycetaceae
Gene: DOT6
Product: Dot6p
Exons: 1
Coding region: 1-1461 (486 amino acids)
Source: RefSeq, a predicted model, not a curated record